CCCGUGCCCAUGAAGUUUAGGCCUGGCACGGUCCAUAAAUUAUUCGUGCUCGUGCCGGGCUGGCCCAUUUAUUUCGUGCCCGUGCUCGUGCCGUGCUAGCCUAUGGGCGGCACGGCCUGGUGCCCACGUACAGUCAUGCCCUCUAUUUAAAGGUGAGGAACUAGACUAAAAGCAUCUCAAACCGACUAGAAAAGGGUCUCCUACUCCUUAUGGGCUAAGUAAACUUCUUGAACAAGGCUAGGAUUGUAGCGGCAGUUGGGACCGCCGCUCGUUUUGUUCGUGGGUUGGGAUCCUUGAACCUUGGAUGAUCCUCCGUUGUAGUUUGGACACCUCUUAACCAAGCCUCCUUCAAUGGUGGUUGGACCCGAUGCUAGGUCGUCGUGGUUUCUUCAUCAGCUUGGGGCGAGUCUUCUUCCUAUGGGCUUGUCUUGAGAUUAUUAAACGACUUCUAGUUGACUUCUCCGUCACCGGAGCUCAUCUUUCUCACAAAAGCUGCAUAUUCUUCUUUUUAUAGCUCCUUUGGUCUUCUAGAUUUAUCCAAUGCUUGCUCCAAAUUUCCUUAGGUUGCUUUGUACUUUCAAAAUUAACAAAACAUACCUAGAAGGCAUCAAAGAAUAUAAAAAACACAUCCUAGGUUUUUGAAAGGUUCAUUGAUGAAAUAAUUGUGAUUUAGAUAGGAAAUACUUUUGAAAUGACAAAGUAUGCUUUGAUAGAAGGAGAAAAUGUAUCAAGAAUGGAGUGACAAACAUUAUAAAUAAAUGUCAUAAAAAAUACCCCACACUUGUACUUUGCUUGUCCCCAAGCAAGUACUUGUCCGCAAGCAAACACUACUCAUAAGCAUACAACUUAAGGACUUCAAGAAGCCAUCACCCAAUUUUGAUAUGAGGUAGUGGAUCAUAAGCAACUUACAAUGUCAAAAAUAGAACUAGAGAAUCCUAACCACUUCAAUAUGCAAGAACAUCAUACUACUUAACCCAAGCAUCAACUACUAACCAUGCAUCAGAGUCUCAAAACGAUACAGUGAAACUUUUGAUAAACUUUUAAGCUUUGAAUUCUUUCUACCAUCAACUUGACAUGUCUUUAAAUUACUUUCCUUACUCAAACACAUACUCUCUUUUUAUGAAUUUUGAAUAUUUCUUCUCUUACCCACAACUAUUUUUUUUUUAAUUUUUCUGAUUUUUCUCCUAGUGGAGAGAUCUUUUUGAACUUUACCCUUAUUGGUCGACCAAGAGCUUAGAAGCUCCUAUUCCUCAACUCAUGCGGAGGGUCAAUGAAAUUAAGUGAUGUCGAAAGCUUUUUAUGUGCCCUCAAGAACACAUUCUUUGGCAAUUAAUUCGACGGGUGAAAAUUUUACUUGUAUAGAGAGGAACUAGAAUCACCUAGUAGUACUUUCCCACUAAAGCUCAACUAGUAUCUCUUCCAAAACCCAAUUUAGUACAAUGAAAAGAUGCCUCAUACAUUGGGCUUACCCCACUUUUUAUUUUUCACAUAGCAUUUCAAAUUUUUAAUGAUACAAUGUCUUGUUUGGUUGAAAGUUUGAAUUUUCCUAAAGAUACAAUUUACCCUUUGAAAACAGGAGACUAUUUUUCAUAAUUAUAAAUCUUCGAAUCGAUCAAAUAAUAUAGCAUUCAAACGCAUGAAAUGGUCAUUAAAUCCAACUGAAUAUCACAUCCUUCAUAGUCACUACAUUAUCCUCCCUAGAUCAAGUGAUAAUAACUAAAUUCUAUGAUUCAAAGUAAGAUGAGGAGUGAUCAUGCUUGUAGGGGAUGACUAAAGUCAUUAGAUGGAAAAACAUCUUUAGUUCUUUCAAAAACUUUUAAGCACAUAUCACAACUAAUUUAGCAUUGAUUUUUUUUUUGGAAUUUUAACAACUAAAUAUAUAGCAUGUAGUCAACAUAACAAGGUAAAGCAUAUAAACCCUUCCCACCCCACACUUUAAAAUGGACAUUGCACUCAAAUGAACUUAAACAUAAUGAUUUGUGGUAAAGUUGGAAGUUGGAACAAAUAACCUUGAAUGUCGCUAAAAUCCCAAUUCAUACUAUAUUGUAGCUAGUUAUGUUUAAUUGUUUUGAAGAGACACAAAUUAGUCUAAACAAAAGAAGAGUACAAGUGGCUUCCCUAAAUCUCCAUCUCCUACAAGUUUGGUCCUCCUAGUGGCGAUGAACUACUUGAGUAGAGGCCUCGGAAUUAUCUAUUAAAGUCCUCCAUCAAUGAAUGGCCCCAUUAUUGCGCCUAUUCUUUUCUUACGCGCCAAGCUCGAGUAUGCUCCAGCUCCAUCUGUCUUUCCUGCUUCAGGGCAUCCCAAUGUUGCUAGUUCAUGGUCUGGUAGUUGAUUAGGCUCAGGUAGUCUCACUAAAUGCUUUGUUGGUUUCCCUCAUGUCAUCCAUGUAGAGUACGAUGGGUAAGUGUUCCUGACGAGGUCUACUCCCUUGCUUUUCACCUUGUCAACACCAAAGUGAAAUUUGGUUGACGAUAGAUAGGUCUUUCCCUCACCAAUGUCUCCCAGAGAGCAAAUCCAUAAUCCUCCCUAUGCUCGUUGAUGUGCUAAGCUAUGGUGUAAACAUAGCCUCUUCUUGGUAAUCCUCAUGGGAAAGCGACAAAUGUAUACCGCAAAAGUUUGUUAACCACCAAAAAUGUUGGGUAAAGCCACCAGUUGUUCAACAAAACAUAAUACAAGAUCAUAUCAUUGGUGGUCACCUUUCCAUCAACUCCCUUCUGCCUCAUGUGAAUAAGUGGUUCGACCAAAGUAGUACAUGAACCUAAUGAAUGGCAUCUCAAUAAUGGUCAGUGAAGAGUAACCAUCAACAAACUUGGCUCCUUUGUCUCUCGUGAUCGUCUGCCACACCUCCCGGAAGACAACCAUCUACGUCGUGGGCUCCUGAUAAGCUACAAGGAUAGCAUAUGAGAGUGGCCUCUCCUAUGGUAUGAGGGGAUCCCUACCAUUAUGGCCAAGCUAUCUUAACUAUUGUUGAAGUGUCAUCCCGCCAAUCUAUAGGAGAUUCACCUCUAGCUUGAGCUUCCUAAUACUCCCUGAUACUAGUCAAAAUUCGACUAGUUCAGCUCUCCUUAGUGGUCCACCGAUAUGUCUCUCCAUCUCCGCACCUUCUUGGAACUAGAAUUAGCAAUGGGGAACUGGAGGAAAUUAAGGGUGCAGGGGUUCCUCCGGUGUGCCUUCUCGUAUCUCCUUCUCGUUAUUAGUCUCCCGCACCUUAGCAUAUGGUGGCAGCUGUCCACUAUUGCUACUCGAUCUCUCGCUAUCCAUUGAUAUCCUUCCACUAUUGUUGUUUGUCAUAUUGUUGAAUGAAUCAGAAUUGAUAACCCAACUCCCUCGAACUCUCCUCCUCCUCUAUCACGAUCACUGACUCCCUCCUAUUGAGUUGUGCAGACCGUCAGGGAGCUACAUGCUCUGGCUCAGCUCAUGGUGGACUAGGAUCCCUUGGUCCUUUAAAGAAGCAGCAAGAUAUCCUUUCUUCUUGUGUCUGCCCAUCCAUUUGGGAAAUGAAUUCAUUUUCCUGCUCAAAAGAAACCAAGUUAGAAUAUAAAAUAGGGGAUAACCUCACACUUUAAAAGGGAUGCUAUCUAUAAGAUAAUCAUAUAACUUAUCGAGUAUGUAUUAAGAAGACAAUAAUCCAUACACUUCAGUUAUAAUUGAAGCUCAUGUAAAGAAUUAUAAUAUUUAUAUGCAAUCUCGUAGCAUGACAUGACCUCCUACGAGAGGCCCAUGUCCCUUAUUGAAUCAUGCCAUGCUCAUUAAUGACAUAGUGGGUUGGGCUUAAAAUCAAUAUCCAUAAGGCCCAACUUAAACAAUAGUAAUUGUUAUAAGUAUUGUGGUCUUAUAAAUUCAUUGAUUAUCUUGUAACUCACUAAUGUGGUACAAGACAAAUUUUAUGGUGUAAACAGAAAGAGUACAAUGGCUGGCAGAUGAAAAGAGACUCGAGUCUCUGUUUUCUUCGCUUCGUCUUCCUCGUUCGUUCAUUUCACUUUCCCUUCUAUUUGCCUUCCAAAAUCCCUAGCUCCCCAAGCUUUGAUCGAAUUUUAUACUAAAGAUUACCUAGUGUGCACAUCCGCUAUUUUCCGUCACACUGAAGGUGCUAGGGAAGGCAAUGGGAGGGUUUGGUGCGGGUUUUCCUAAACCAUCUCUAUCCUCACUUUCAAAUAUCCAAAUCCAUAUUCGCCUCAUAUCCAUACGGGGAAGGUUUUGCAAACCAAUUCCCCAUACCCGUGGGUUUCAGGUACUCAUGAGUAAUACCCGCCCCAUACAUCCAACAUUAUAUGCAUAAAAUUUUCAAUUAUAACAUUAAAUACACCUACUAUAUCAUGAAGUCAACAAAGAGACAAUCAUUCUCAAUACAGUUCAAAGCAUCUUAUCCUAAAACAUCCAUUACCAUAAGAUAGAGUACAAUGUCCUAAUCAUUAUUCGCUAACUCUGAUACAUCUACUAAGUAAUAACUAACUAACCUAAUGUUGUUAACACUAGGGAAAAAGUUAAAGAUUGAAGAGAGAAUUGAGGAAAAUGAAUUAGGUUUUGAUUUGGGUGACCACUCAAUUGCAUUUCUACUAAUUAUUUUCUUGAGUUACCCUCACUAUCAUUGAUAGGUUACAAUUUGAUCAAUGUAUUUUUUAUAUGUGAAGAAAUGCUCUUGGUGGGGCGGGUAUGGAUAUGAAGAGGGAAGGCUAAAACCGUACCCGUCCCAUAACCAUAGAACAUUUUGUAGGUUUUACCCAUACUCGUCCAUACGCAGUGAAUGCAAGUAUUCUCACAUUAAUUGGGUCGGAGGCAGUCGAAUACCCACAAUCAUAGGUUUGAUUGCCAUUGCUAGUUUGCUACCUUGGGGUGUGAUGAGGGAUAUAUGAGAGCGAAGUAUUUGGUAUUGUAAUUGUAAUGUUAUAUAUACAAUACAUACACUGAAUGAGACAGUGACAAGACCGUUCAUGUCACUUCUUCAAUAACUGUGGACCAGUCCGAUUCUCAAGAAAAUGAAAUUGAUCAAAUUCAAAUUUUCACGGGACUGGCAUGGCAGUCCUCACUCCUGGCCUGUUGUUCAUCAUGGCCAAGGCUAGGUCAUAUCGUUAUGUUGUGCUAGAACAGUGGAAAAAGCUCCAGAAGAGAUCAGUCGCAAAGGAUUCGGAUAUUAUUUUUCUUAUCAGGCCGAUAUCGACUUACGGUACAACAGAAACCUUACAUACUAUAAAUAGGCAAAUAGCCAUUGUCCUUGUCUGGAAGAACAAAGAACCAGUAGAAGUGUCCCAGAAGAAAAUCAAUCUGGCAAGGCAAACGAACAUGACGCACCAGACUCUACAUGAUCUCAACAACCGCUCGACUAAGAAUCUUCCCCUCGUUAAGAUCUUGAAAUGCUGUGCCUGCCUCCUCAAAGUUGUACUUCCGGGUAACCGCAUCAGUGAGGUUGAAUAUGCCCGACUCCGCAAGCCUUACCAGCUUUGGAAGAUCUUGCCUUGCCCUUCCUCCAUAUGAACCAAUCACUUGGAUCUUUUCCACAAAUGGUUAUGUUAGUUAGUUGCUUAGGUAAGACAGCAAGAUUUUUUUGCUUCCCAUGUUCUCUCUUAACUCUUUCCAUGCAACCUUAAGCUUAUAUCUAACAUGACUGUCUAGAAAAGGGCUAUCGCUCAUAUGAUUACCAAACGUAGAUGUUAGGAUCAUUGAAAAUGGUUUUUGUUACUUUGCUAGAUUUGAUUCCAGGAAAGAAAACUCUAUGUAAGCAAUAUGCAGAGAACAUUUUGCAUACCUUUCGACGAACUAGAUGAUUGAUGUCCAUCUCCCCCACUGAGCCAGCUUUUGCAAGCCCAAUCAUCACAGCUUUCCCUCCAUCUCUUACACUUCUGGUGCACUGUGAAAAAGUGAGCGGUUUGCCCAAUGCUUCCACUGCAACAUCCACACCUCUUCCUCCAGUUAUUUCCUAUCACAGAAUAUGAUAUCAGUACUCCAAGAUCUGAUUGAUGACAGAAAAAACAAGGCAUUAAAGCCUGAAAGUCCACUCAGAACAUUUUUCCAGGUCUCAUGUAAGAAAGGAUCCACUCAAUCCAGAGCAUUUCCAAUCCGACUCGUAAAUCAUAAUCUAUUAAGUUAAGACGGAGGGCAGGUAUUUCAUGGAGCAUCCUCAGCUCAGACUCAGAUUUGGCAUAGAUGACUUGUGGGCAAAUCAUGAAAGAAUCAUCACACAGAAAUAUAAUAACAGAUAAUCAGAGCU
Molecule: messenger RNA, 6206 nt
Organism: Linum trigynum
Lineage: Eukaryota; Viridiplantae; Streptophyta; Magnoliopsida; Malpighiales; Linaceae
Source: the annotation of a GenBank genome assembly